AUGUCCAUCUCUCACUGCUCCCUCAGAAUCAGCCCCAUUCCUUCUGCCAAGCAGGCUGACUCUCCCACUGGCCGUGCCAAUGAACUGAUGGUGCUAGAGUUGGAACACAAUGCAUUCUUUGAGAGUCUUUUGGAAGACUCCCAUAGAGGCCCCAGAUUUCCCCAAAGCCCUUCUGAGGACUUGGAACCCCUGCUGCGCCACACCGUCCAGGUCACUGCUUGGAGGACUAGGAGUCGUGUAGAGGGCCUCUCAGCUCUGAUGGUCAAGGGCUCACACUGGUUUCUGGUGGUCUGGGAUGGCUCCACUCGCAAGCUCUACGAAAAGAAAAUCUUCGAGUACGAGACCCAGAGGCGGAGACUCUCGCCCCCGAACUCGUCUGCAUCCUCUUUCUCCUAUCGGUUCUCCGACUCAGAUUCUGCAUCUGUGGACUCGGAUAUGUACGAUCUCCCCAAGAAAGAGGACGCCUUACUUUACCAGAGCAAGGGCUAUAAUGAUGACUACUAUGAAGAGAGUUACUUGAGCACCAGGACUUACGGGGAGCCUGAGUUUGUGGGCACAUCCAAGGGCUUCCGCCAGCCCUCUGCUUCACUUUCAGACGCUGACACCUUUCACCACCAGGUUCGUGAUGACAGUCUUUUCUCUUCUGAAGAGGAGGGCAAGGAUAGGGAACGCCCCGUGUAUGGCCGGGACAGUGCCUACCAGAGCAUCGCGCACUACCGCCCCGUUUCCAACAUCUCCAGAGGCUCCCUGGGCCUGUCCUAUUAUCCCACAUCCUCCUCCACCUCUUCUGUGUCCUCAUCUUCAUCUUCCUCCCCUUUGUGGCUCACCCGCCGUGCCAUUCGGCCAGAAAAGCAGGCCCCUGGGGCUGGUCUGGGCCAGGACCGCCAGGUCCCACUCUGGGGCCAGCUGCUCCUGUUCGUGGUGUUUGCUGCCUUCCUGCUCCUUGUUUACUAUUCCAUGCAGGCUGAGGAUGGCAACCCCUUCUGGACGGAGCCCUGAGGGUCUGGCUGGCUUCAUGGCCAACUGCCUUAGGAGUGUUUGGUGGGGGUGGGGGUGGGGUUCUUCUGUGUGUUCUAGCUUGGGAGCACCCGGCCUGGCCUGGGGCAGUGCUUGCUCCCCCUGCCUUGUCCUGCCUUGUCCUGCCACGGAGGCGGCAGGCCCGGGCCCUCUGCAGCAUGGUGGGCCUGGGCUGGCCUACCUCUGGAGCCUCCUGGCCCUGCUUGCCUCUGACCCUUAGGGCCCAGGAGAGCAAGACCCUUCUCCUGGAGAGAACAUGGUUGUCGUCAUUGCAUGCCUUCUGUUUGUCGUCACCUCGUUGGGGGGAUUAACCAAAGGCCCCUCCUGACUUUGUUUUCGUGGACAUAAAAUAAAAAGACCGUUUAUUUUUAA
Messenger RNA from Pteropus alecto (black flying fox), 1389 nucleotides. It is a transcript of the gene EMD, whose product is annotated as emerin. NCBI's taxonomy places the organism in Eukaryota, Metazoa, Chordata, Mammalia, Chiroptera, Pteropodidae. Gene Ontology annotation, cellular component: nuclear envelope. Bases 1 to 999 code for a protein of 332 amino acids. The transcript is spliced from 9 exons. The record is from RefSeq and is a predicted model, not a curated record.